UACCUUAUACUGUGUUACCGUCACUAUUAUUAUGUACCUAUGUGUACAUCGUGUACGGUUGUCGCUUUAUGUACCCACUACGGCACUACGUCUCCCAACUCACUAGUCACUACACGCCACAGUGAACUGUGAAGAGACGGCGCGACAGGCGACAGCUGUUCGCGAGGAUAGGUUUACUGCUAUUUUUAUCAAAUAGUGAAAAAAAAGUUCAACGUUUAAGUGAAAUCAACUAAGGGACAACGCAAAACUGCAAAAGUCCGUUUCGACCAGCAGACGUCGACUAAAGCGACCCCGACGGCCGUCGUUCGCUUUUGCGCGUCACUGUGUCGCACGACCGAGAACGGAUCCUAUCCACAGCCGCCGUCAUCGUUGUUGUCGUCGUUUUGUGUGAACCACUGAUCCAAAGGAGCUCAUCUCCUUAGUCCUUACGCCGCCCGCAGUCAGUAACUCCAUGACACAAUGAGUGAUUUAGACACUCCAAUGGAAGUGGAUGAAAGCAAUGAUUCCAAAGAAAUUGAUCAAAAUCUCGACAUUGUUAAUGAAUGGUCAAAAAAAUUUGAGAAUAACACUUUAACCGAAUCUGACUUUCGAAGUUAUUGGAAAACAUGGGUGCCAACUAUUUUGAAACCAGAAAUCCAAGGAAAUUCUCUAGAAUGGUCAUUUAAUGAACAGAAAGCAGAAAAAACUUUACUCAAUACACUCGAAGAAUUUAUCUGUAAUGGAAAUAGUAUUGAAGUAUUACAUGGCUUAACAAAACAGAACUUCCCACCUUCAGUAUGUGGUCGAGUAUUCAAAAUGGGCGAGCCAACAUAUAAUUGUCGAGAAUGUGGAAUGGAUAGUACUUGUGUAUUAUGUGUGGACUGUUUUAAACGAUCUCCGCAUAAAAAUCACAAGUAUAAAAUGGGAACAUCUUAUGGAGGUGGAUGCUGUGACUGUGGCGAUAUAGAAGCUUGGAAACAAGAUGCUUAUUGUCAAACUCAUAAGCUUGGUUUAGAGAAAAAACAUGUUAACUUAAAUUUUUUAACAAGUGAUAUGGAGAAACGUGCUCAUUUAGUUUUUGAAAUUGUUCUUGGUUAUGCUCGUACAUUACUUACUUUAGAACACCCUCCUAUGUUACCUGCUGAGUUGGAUUCUGAUGAGAUGUUAGAUGAUUUAUAUAGUAUAUAUAAAAAUCAGGAGGAUCGUUUUUGUACAGUUCUUUAUAAUGACGAGACACAUACAUUUGAUCAAGUUAUAACAACUCUUACUAGAUUCAUUAAAUGCCCACAGCGAGAAUCCAUUGAUUAUGUUACAUCUAUUGACCGAGAAGGUAGAGCAGUUGUGAAAUGUGCUGGUUUUGUGCAAUGCAAAGACCUUAAAGAAGAAAUUGAAAAAUUUACAUCACGUCAUGGGGGGAAACCUUUGAAAACAGUUGUAGUUCAUUCUCAUGUUAUUGCCCAUCAAAUAUAUGCACUUAGACUCUUGACAUGGAUGCAAAAUUUAUUAGGAUAUUCAGAACGUUUAAGAUCAGUAUUUUCAAGUGUUGUACUUGCAUCUACACCAACAGAAGGUUGCAUUAUAGAAAGCAUAUUACGUAAAGACACUGCUCUAUGGAAGUCAGCAAGACUUCAUUGGCAUAAACUUUUCAUUGCUGGUAUGUUCAUAGAAUAUGAGAAUAAAAGGGAAUUUGCUAAGGUGUUUACAAAAAAUUAUGGUGCUAUUAUGAAGGAUUUCAUUAAUGAUGAUCAUGAUUAUUCAUAUUCUGUUGCUUCAUUAGGUGUACAAAUAUUUACUGUACCUACUUUAGCUAACUAUUUAAUGGCCCAUCAUGAUGUUUUAUAUCAACUUUUAAAUACAUUUUUAUCAGAGUGUUCACAUAAAGUAAAUAAACAAGGCAAGUUGGAAUUUGAACGAAAUACAUCAACUUUGCCAUUCAAAAGAGCUCAACAUGUUCUUGGAGAUAUUCGUUAUCUCUUAGGUUGUGUACCUGAUGCAUGGAAUCCUGAAUUAAGACUAUCAUUUUGUCAUGCUGUUUCAUUGGUCCUUAAGAUACUUAAUUAUAUGCAAAAUAUGGAUACUGUUACCAGGCAAGUAGGUCAACAUAUGGAGUAUGAACCAGAAUGGGAAACAGCAUUCAACUUGCAUAUUAAAUUGAGACCAUUAAUAACCAAAAUCCUGUUAUGGUGUGGAUCAGAUAGUAUUGUUUUAAAAAAAGUAUACAGGAUGACUUUAAAAAAAAUUUAUGAAAAUCCAAUUUUAGAUCCUCAAAGACCAACUGUAGUUAGAGAAUUGAUUGACUAUAAAGUUUCUUGUAUUGAUUAUGACGUAUCAAGUGAACCUGUAUCUAUACAUCUUCCGUUAUCUAGAUUUCUUGCUGGACUACAUUUAUAUCUAGACCAUUAUGGCUUAAGUUUUGAACAUUCUGAGGUACAGACUGCAAAACAGUCUCCUGAACAGAUUAUUGAACCAGUUCUUCGGGCUCUUGUUUUAAUAUCACAAGUACAUGCUGGAAUGUGGAGACGCAAUGGAUAUUCACUAUUAAAUCAAAUUUAUUUGUAUCAUAAUUCUAAAUGUCGUGUGGAAAUGUUAGACAAGGAUAUUGUUAUACUUCAAAUGGGCGCAUCUUUAAUUGACAGUAAUGAAUUUUUAAUUCAUGUGUUAAACAAGUUUAAUUUAUUGAAGUGGGCUCAACCAAAUUAUGAACUGAACUUAUUAAAUGGAUCAGAAGAUGAAUCUAUACGCCAAACAAUUAGUUUAGUUGAAGAAUUUCUAGGUCUUAUAAUCACUAUAGUUGGUGAAAGAUAUACACCUGGUGUUGGAAAAGUGACCUUUAAUGAUUGUAUAAGAAAAGAAGUAAUUCAGCAGUUAUGCGUAGAACCUAUGCCUCAUUCAGAACUAAAUAAGACGCUCUUAAACCUUAUUGAAGAUGAGGAGUGUUUAGAAAGAGUUAUACAUGAUGUUGCGGACUUUAAAAAAACUAGAGGUAAAGGUGUUUAUGAAUUAAAGCCAAUUUUUUAUGAUGACUAUAAUGUAUUUUUUUAUCAUUAUUCACGAGAAGAAAUGUCUAAAUCUGAAGAAGAACAAAGAAAACGUAGAAAAGCAGCUGGUGAAUUAGAGUGCUGUCCUCCACCCCGUUUACCAUUAUUCAGUGAUGCUUUUGCAAAGAUUGCUAAUUUAUUGCAAUGUGAUAUAAUGUUUUACAUUAUGAGAUUGAUAUUAGAUAGAACCGUAAAUUUAAGAAGUAGAAGUUUUUCUGAAUCUCAGCUUCAUAAAGUUCUUCAUCUUAUUGGUUAUGCUCUUCAUGAAGAAGAAAAACAACAAAGUCCGUCAUUUACAUUUACGGAACGCUCUGAAUCUUAUGGUAUAGAAGUUGCAUUAGAAGGGCUUAAGCGUAGUGCUAGAGUAGAGGCUUAUAAAGACUUGGCAAUAUGGACACUAAACAAGUUUAAACAAGUAUCUGCUCCAAGAAGAAAAUGUGUACCAAUUGAAAUAAUAGAGAAAGAAGUUGAACAAAUGGAUGUUAUUAAAAAUGUAGAUGCAGAGUCUGAAAAACAAAAAAGAGCUAAAUUAGCUGCUGAAAGAAGAGCUACUGUUAUGGCUCAGAUGGCUCAAAUGCAGAAUAAUUUUAUGAAAGAUAAUGCUACAUUAUUCGAUAACACACCUACUUAUUCAGAAUCUACUAGUAUGGAUAUCCUAGAAAAUAUUGGUGAACUUUCUGUUGCUUUAGGUCCAUAUCAAACUACACCCAGUGUUUUCGACAAUAGAUAUACGUGCAUUUUGUGCCAGGAAGAACAACUGGUGACACAUGAUAGCCAAGCAAUGGUUUUAGCUACAUUUGUACAAAAAUCGUCCAUUCUUUGUCAAGUAAGAAAUAGUUCAGAAAAUGUUACUGAUAACUUUUCUGACCCGUACUAUAUACCAGCUAACUUUGGUCCCUCUCCUCAUAUUUCCACCUGUGGACAUGUUAUGCAUGUUGCCUGUUGGCAAAGACAUUUCGAUAUGAUUCUUGCCAAAGAAAAUAGAAGACCUUAUCGAUUAAGACAUUCAUUGAGUUUUGAUGUGCAUAAAAAUGAAUAUUUAUGUCCACUUUGUGAAGGACUUUGUAAUACUGUUAUGCCAUUGUUACCACCUAUUUCAAGUUUUACUGAGUCAGAGAACAUGAAAACUUUUGAAAAUUUAACAUUUGAAAAUUGGUUAGAAGGAUUAAAUAUGGCGCUAAAACAAAGUAAGGUUGUCAAACCAAAAACUCCUGAAGUAUCACAAUCACAACCAUCUGUUGUUCAACAAUCAGCAAGUCCAGAACCUGAACGGCGAAAUACUCGAAGUAAUUCUUCAUUACAGUUGCAGGCUGCUAAUAAUUUGGCUCAGGUAAUCGUUAUACGAGAUAAUAUUGAAAUACCCCAAGAAGAAGACGACGACGAGGAAGAAGUUUUACCACCAUCAAACCAAUUCUCCAUAGGAACUAAUGAUUUUAUUAUGCAAAUACUAAUGUUUGACAAAUCGUCCCCAAAAGCUGUACCUAAAGUAUCUGUAUAUAAAAACAGUGCUCUUUCAACCAGCUUAGUUGAUACAAUAUUGAAAUUUGCUCACAGUACUUAUUCAAAAGCUACUGGUUUUAACAAUCCACAUCCAGAUAAUAACCAAAUCCCAUUAAUGACUUGGAAAGCAUGUGCAUACACAAUACAUUCAAAUGAAGUAAUUCUUCGCUAUAAAAACAAACCAUUACUUGGUGAGUUAUCUUCUCGACAAAAAGAUUGUUUAGAAGCAUUGGUUCGGGUUUCAGGUAUUCUCAGUUCAACUUGGAAAAAAGAACACGAAAUCAAUUUACACGCACUUCGCCUUUUAUCCUUGGCAAUAGAUAAUGGUGGAAAUAACUCAAUCGGAAUACUCGAUUGGGAUGCUUUUGGAAUGUUAGUUUCAUUGACAAUGACUCUUCCGAGCUUGUAUUAUACUGAAGUGCCCGGGCCAGCACCUAGAGGAACUAUGCUAGAUUUCCAUACUCUACUUUUAAUGUUCAUUUCAAAUUUAGUACAAAUUAUAUUAACCAUUGAUAUCCAAGAAGAUUCUGAGGAAAUGCUUGAAAUGGACCCAGAAGAAGCAGAAGACACAUUUUGUUUAACUAAUUUGGUUUACAAACUUCGUGGCAUUAGUAUUAAAAACACUAUAGCUGUUUGGAAUUCAAUAGAAAGUUGUUCCAUACCAUUUUUGAGGUGUUGUUCUCUAUUUUAUCAUUUCCUUACGGGUGUUCCAGCAUCAGGUGUCUUAACAGAAGUGAAUGGAGAUACAUACCAUAAUAUGUGUUGUUAUUUGGGAUUGCCUACUACAUGUAAAGAAAUAUUAGACAAACCAUAUGUUGAGGCGUUGAUAAAUAAAUGGUCUGAAAAUGAUAAGUUAAUCAAAAUCAAACAAGGUGAAAAAAUACCAUUUAAAGAUUGGUUGCAUAUCAAUGAAUUAGUACAGCUACCAGAUGAUUAUAGUGAAUUAAUCAACACUGUAUCAAUGUUUACCUGUCCAAAUAGCGAUCACGAAGAUUCGAGAAAUCCAACUAUGUGUUUGGUGUGUGGAACAAUGCUAUGUUCUCAAAGUUACUGUUGUCAAACUGAAGUCAAACGUGUUACUGUGGGAGCAUGUUCUGGUCAUGCUUAUACAUGUGGCUGUGGAGUUGGAAUUUUCUUACGUGUACGUGAGUGUGAAGUUUUAUUGUUAGCCACUUUAAAUAAAGGAAGUUUUAUAAUGCCACCAUAUUUGGACGAGUACGGUGAAACUGAUCAAGGUCUAAAACGUGGAAAUCCAUUAUACCUAUGUAAAGAACAAUAUCGCAAAUUACAAAUACUUUGGCUGAGCCAUGGACUACAUGAAGAUAUAUCUAGGUAUUUAGAUUCAACACAAAAUCUAAUACCGAUUACUUGGCAACACAUGUAAAUGGAUGUAUGAUUUUUUACCCUUGCCUGUCUGAUAGAGACUAUGUUAAUAUAUUCUAUCAUAAAUAAUUGAUGUUUAAAUUUGUUUUCUUCUAACACUACAAGUGAUAGGACUGUGUAUGAAUAUAAUAAGAUACGUAACAUUAUAUGCAUAUACUAUAAGUCAUAAUAAUUAUAUUGUACCUAUUGCAAAUACUAUACAUAUAUCUAUAAUAUUAUAUUGAUAUUUAAAAAUGUAUGAAUGUUAUUUGCAUUUCAAGUUAAGAGAUUAAAUUAUAAAAAAAAACUACACUUAUUAUAUUUUAAUCCCAUUAUUUUUAAGUUGCUGUAGUGUUGCUCUAUAGAUUAUAAUGGUUGCCUCAGUGGUAAUCAGUAAUUAGUUGAUUUAUAUUUAGGUUGUUUGUUUGAUUCAAAAAUAACACAAACCAAUAGUUUUUAAUGUUUUAUAAUUUAGCUUAACAUUUAAUAGAUUAAUUAUUUUAACUAACUAUCUUGAAUUUUCUGUACAAAAUAUAUUUUUAAAUAUUAAUAAAACAAAUUAACUUAUGACUUUGUGUUAUACACACUCUAUAAAUUCAAUACUUACCAAAUUGUAUUCUGGCGUUCCUAAUUUGUAUUUUUAAUUAUGUUUUAUGCAAUAGCAAAAUUAGGCUAAUAUAUAAAAUUGCUUAUAUAUACUCCAAUCACGUUAAGAGGGAACUUGUGACCAGUCACCUAGGGUGGAGGUCAGACGACAUUUGUUUGUCCUCCCAACUGAUAACCAUCUGUAUGCCUGCUGUGAAGUAGAACUAUGCCCCUGUAAUUAGUUCAGCCGCCGAGAUUCCUUCUAAAUGUGAAUGGAGUAUAAUUAUAUUUUCUGUGUUUAUUAUUGUUGAGUUAAAUUGAAUACUUAUGUGUAACAUACCAAUUUUUGAUGUUAGUUGAUUGUAUCAUUAAAAACUAUUUGUUAUAAUUAUAAAAUAUUUUAAUAGGCUAUAAAUAAUAUUUUAUCCUAUCUAUAUUGUAAAACAAUUAAUGUCAAUGUAAUUAUUAAAAACUUAUAAUUUAUAAGUAAUUGUGUAUUUACAAUUUAUAAGUGAUAGCUUGUAUAUUGGUACGUUAUUAACAAUUCAAUAUUUUUAGAACGUUAUAUUUGAUUAAAAAAUUGAUAAAUAUUUUAAAAGAUUUUAAUUAUUUCAUAUGGAUUGUAAAAAUUCUCAAAAAUGUCUCGUAACAUAGUUUUACUACAAUAAAAAUGCAUAGUUAAAAA
This is a messenger RNA of Myzus persicae (green peach aphid), 7149 nucleotides long. It is a transcript of the gene Ubr1, whose product is annotated as E3 ubiquitin-protein ligase UBR2. The record is from RefSeq and is a predicted model, not a curated record. The transcript has 3 exons. The coding region runs from base 460 to 5901 and encodes 1813 amino acids. Gene Ontology annotation, cellular component: cytoplasm; ubiquitin ligase complex. NCBI's taxonomy places the organism in Eukaryota, Metazoa, Arthropoda, Insecta, Hemiptera, Aphididae. Gene Ontology annotation, molecular function: ubiquitin protein ligase activity; zinc ion binding. Gene Ontology annotation, biological process: ubiquitin-dependent protein catabolic process via the N-end rule pathway; protein ubiquitination.